Molecule: messenger RNA, 6741 nt
Organism: Osmerus eperlanus (European smelt)
Lineage: Eukaryota; Metazoa; Chordata; Actinopteri; Osmeriformes; Osmeridae
Product: interferon-induced very large GTPase 1
Exons: 6
Coding region: 238-5742 (1834 amino acids)
Molecular function (GO): GTP binding; protein binding
Source: RefSeq, a predicted model, not a curated record
GUGAGAACAGAUGACUAACAUAAAGUAGAACAGUUAAAGUUUUGCCGUUCUUCAAACUAAAAAAGAUUAACUUUUCUUUCACGCAAUCAAUAAUAUCUUAUUUUAAAGUAGCCUAUAUAUACCGCCAUAUUAUAAUUAGAGAAUAGGACCUAAUAGACUAGUCGUGGAACCGACUGUCUUAAUUUUACUUAAAUUAAAUUCAGGCCAGGCUAUUCAUUUAUCCUUGUGUUUUACAGCAUGAAGUGUUCUCAAUGUCAAACGUUGAACUGUGAGGAGGGACUGCAGCUUUGUUGUAAAUGUCGAACAUUCGCCGAGGAAGAAGUAUCACACGUCUCAGGAAUGGGCAGUCUUAAAGAUUUAGCUUUUGACCGAGGAAGAAGUGAACCAUCUGUAGACUCUGCUCUUAAAGACCUCUCAGAUGAAGAGGACUUUGUUGAUGCCAGUGAUUCAGUCCUUGAUUGUUGCAGUGAGCAAGAAGAUGCAUCACAGUCAUCACAAGCUGGUUGUCAAGGAGACACAAAAGCACAGCCGACUGACGAUGGCCCCUCACCAGGAGAGAUAAAAGUUCACCAUAUAAGCACUGACUGUGUUACCUUGGGAUGGGACCCCCCAGAACCCUCUAUGAAAUGGUCAUAUGAGGUGACCCUCUCCAGCUGUGCACAGAAAGAGAGUCUCCGUGUCCAAGAUUCCAACACUAUUGACUUUGAGGGCUUGCGCCCCGGCACAGAGUACAUCUUCAACGUUGUUUGUGUUUCUGAAAGUGGAGUUCGGAGUAAAGCCUUCACAUCAUCCUGUUACACAAUGCCCAUGCCUCCAGAGAAAUUGCGGAUUGAUCACGUCACCAGCGACUCAGUGUGUCUCAGUUGGCACCAUCCCGAUGGUGAAGUCGGGGAGUAUCAUGUGAACUGUUCCAGAGAUGGGGAAGACACCAGAGAGAAGACGACAGUCUCAAACAGCCUGACCUUCUCCAGUCUGAGACCAGGUGUGAAGUACACCUUUAGGGCCUCAACUCUCCUGACGACCGGACCCAAGAGCCAGUUUGUGGCGGUAUAUGUCCACACAAAAACCGUCCUGGAGAACCUACUGCUAGACUUGGGUUUGGACUUCAAAGAAAAACUUACCCUGAGCACAGUGCUGCAAAUAGAUGAGAAGACCAUCUCCGGAGAACCAGCUCAUUCUCUCACAGACCUUCCAUGGUAUUUCCUGAAAAGGUUAAUGAUGGUUAAUGUUACAGCUAGGAGUGGAAAGUGUGUCUCCACUGUAGACGAAUCAGGUUGUGACGCUUCAUUCUGUAGUAGCGACUUUGAAUUAGAGAGUUUGGUUGGCAACCAGGAUGUGAACAACAUGGUGAACCCUUUAGAUAUUGUCGCUGCUCUCUUUUUGUGCUCCAAUGGUUUCCUGCAGCAAGAGAUGACCUUGAAAAUGUCCAUGUGUCAGUUUUCAGUGCCACUGUUGCUUCCAAACUGUGACUCAGAUCAGUGCACAUUCAUGCUCUGGGCUCUGCGGGACAUUGUUAAAAAGUACAGACCUCAUUCUCUAGAUGAUCCAAAAGGAUUUGUCGAAAACAGGGUUGUGCUUUCAGACCUUCCUAUGGUGUCUUUCGUCAGACUGGGUGAGUGCUCCUUGUCCAAGUCGCAGAUUAUAAACAAACUUCUAAGCAACCCCCAACAGUAUCACGACACAUUUGUUCACCACGAUAUGGAAUGUGGCGAUAGUCCGAGAAGGAUAUCAAAUGGAUUGGUUGAAAUCAGUUGGUACCUCCCUUGUGGGAACAAAAACAUAGACAUAUUUGGAGAACCUGUUGCUGUAGCCAACCUUCGAGGUGACAUUGGUACCUUCGAGACACAAUACUCCUUCCUGUGUCAGACCUCAGUUGCGGUUUUUGUUUUCUUUGACAACUUGGACUACUCACUACUGACCAGUCAACACACGAAGGCACAGCUCUUCUUGAUAGGGAACCCUCAGAGUCCAAACUUCAACAUUGAUGUUUUGAAGAAAACUGCCUCCGGGCUGAACCUGAAAAAGAACAACAUAAUCCUCAAGACCAAACAGAUGAACGAUGCAGAUUUUGUCAAAAACCUACGAAACACAGUUGGUGAUGUGAUCAAGAACUGCAAAUUCAAGAUGCAGCUGGAAAAGAUGUCCGAUGUGGCCCAUGAGCUUGGAAUCCUGGUGGAUGAAGACUGCCAGGAAUGUCAGACUGCCAAGCAAAAUGCGUUUGCCAUCACUUCAAACAUACCUGACAUAUUUAGGUACAAAGAAAGUCAACUACCCUUGCAAGGACAGAUAUGGAAAGAGCUAGCUCGUUUGGAAAAAGAAGAAUGCAGACUGAGGAAAGUUGGUGAUAAAAACAUUGAGAUUUACAAGAGUGAGCUCCAAACCCAGAAAACACAACUCAGGAAAAAACAGGCUGAAUGGGACAUGUCUGGAGCAAUGACCUGCUUCAUCAAUGCCAUAUCAACACCUGGAUUAGAAAGGUCCUAUUUCUUGAAAUGGAUGCGAAUGAACCUUGACAAUCUGUCCCGCGAAAGCCUCAGUGGUCUUCGGGAACAGUAUAAAGAAAAAUGUCAAAACUCCUCAGAAAACAAAGAAGACAUCAAAGAUCUAGACAAACAGAUUUCAAACAGUUCCCUAGGAACUGAACAUUUUCUCCGUGAAAUGGGUCAGCUCUAUGAAUCUUCAGUCUUACUCCCAGAGGGUGAGGUAUCACGGCAACAACUUCUCCAUCUUCCCAAGCUAUGUGCAGAGUUACUCCUGGAUGGAUAUCCCCUGGAACUGGUGGACGGAGAUGCAUCCAACAUACCACUGAGAUGGGUGAGUGAUGUUCUGUGUGAACUUGAUGCCUUGGUGAAGCCAAAGAACAAGAUCAUGGUGAUCACGGUUCUAGGAGUCCAGAGUACAGGGAAAUCCACUCUCCUCAACGCCAUGUUUGGGGUCCAGUUUGCAGUCAGUAGUGGAAGAUGCACAAGAGGGGCCUUCAUGCUGCUCAUCAAGGUUAAAGAAGACUUCAAAAAGCAACUUGAUUGUGAUUUUGUAGUGAUCAUUGACACAGAGGGUCUCAAGUCACCAGAGCUUGCACAGCUAGAUGAUAGCCACGAGCAUGACAAUGAGCUGGCAACGCUUGUGAUAGGGCUAAGUGACAUCACAAUUAUCAAUAUUGCCAUGGAGAACUCGACAGAGAUGAAGGACAUCCUGCAGAUAGUGGUCCACGCUUUCCUCAGGAUGAAAGAAGUAGGGAAAAAGCCCAAGUGUCAGUUUGUGCAUCAGAACGUGUCAGAUGUUUCUGCACAUGACAAGAACAUGAGAGACAGGAAAAUGCUGUUGGAGCAGUUGAAUGAAAUGACCCAAGCAGCAGCCAAAAUGGAAAACAAAGAAGAGAAUAAGAACUUCACUGAUGUGAUCGAGUACAAUCCAGACACAGGCAACUGGUACAUCCCUGGACUGUGGCAUGGAAACCCACCAAUGGCACCAGUCAACGCAGGGUACAGUGAAGCGGUCUUUGAGCUCAAAAGAAACAUGGUCCAAGUUUUGCAAAGAUGUGACAUAUCUAAAAACAACAUAAUGGAGUUUCUGGAGUGGACAAAAAGCUUAUGGAAUGCUGUAAAAUAUGAGAACUUUAUCUUCAGCUUCAGAAACAGCCUUGUGGCCGAUGCCUACAUGAAGUUGUGCACCAAAUUCAAUAAAUGGGAAUGGGAAUUUAGAAAGCACAUGUACACAUGGGUUGCAAAUGCUCAAACAAAGAUAUCCAACUUCAGAACAAUUCUUGAUGAAUUUCAGACAUCAGAUAUUGAAGAAUUACUUGUCGACUUGAAAAGCAAAGCCUUGUCACAAAUCUCAAAGUGGGAGAAAAUCCUUCUUGACAACUUGACCAAGUACUAUGAACAAACGGAAGGUCAUGUUUGUCUAGUUGAGGGGUAUAGAGAAACGUUCUCUAACACUGCAAAGAGCCUUCGAAGAGAAAUGGAGAACUCUGUGCUCAAUCAACUGGAAGCAGCUGUUGAAAUCAGAAAGGGAAUGUGCAGUCUUGAAACUAUCAAGGAAAACCACACAAUCAAACUGGAACAGAGGGUGCUUGAACUCCUUGAGGAAUGUAGAAAAAGCAAAGUUCAAAAGUCCGACAAAGAUCUUGACAGAGAUUUUGACAAAAUGUGGGAUACAACUGUGAAGGAGUUGUCUUUCAAGGGACUAGACCCAAAAGAUGUUGUGGAAAAGGUGUUGAAGCAGCUUCGCUUGAAUCUAAAACAGAGCCCCUUAAUCAAGACAGUAAAUAACAUUAAAUUGAAUCAGUGUGGGGUAGAGCCAUUCGAUGUGCCCAUUGAUGGCUUUUUCAAGAAAGUAAAACAUGCCGUAAUAAAUAUGUUUUACUUGGACGAUCACAUUUCGAAACUCCAAGCACUUGCAGACAGUAUUAUAUAUGCAUGUUUACUGUUAAUUAAUGACAAAGUACAAAAGGAGACUGACUACCAUGACAAUGACAUCCAAGAGGUCCUGCACAUUAUUGACGAAAGGUUGUCUGCUAGCAGAGAUCCUCAGACCAACUGUGAAUUUGAAGUCAAACUCAAGUUACAUAUUUGUGGAAUUGCAUCAAGGCAAUUCCAGGAAAUGCAUGGACAUUUCAUUGAAGUCAAUGACCCACGCCGAUGCCUUGAGCAAUACAGAAACAAGUACCAUGAUGAUUUCAAAGACUUGUUUAACAAACGAGACCAAUGUAAGACUAAAGCAGAAGAAUUCACACAACUAUGCCUCAAACCUGCAGUGGAAGCCAAUGUCCUCAACUCUUUAGGUCCAGAUAUUGUAGAUGAAAUGCUGACUGGAAGAAAUGCUCUUCAAUUUAGCACUCGUGCAUUUUUUCAGUAUUCUGUCUUGAAACAUUUGAUCUCCGAGUUCAGGUUUGAGAACUAUGUCAGCUAUAUUGUUUCCUAUGAAGAAUACGUAAAAAAAUGGAUAUAUAAUCAAAUCAAGGAACAUCUUUCAAAUGGGUUGAAAAUCUGGGAAUUACAGCAACGCCAUCUUAAAGCAAAUAUUCAAAAUAUAACUGAUGCCAUCACGAAGAUGCAAAAAGACAAAAACUGCAAUUUGGAGAAAUAUGUUCAGAAUAUUUGCAAGGAACUUGGAAAUACAUUGGUUAUUCCCAAAGAUGCUUUAAGUGCAUUCAUGAUCCUCAAUAAUGCUGACCAAGAGCAGUUUGCCCAGUGGCUCAAAAAAUCCAUUGAGGAAAUGGAACAAUCCUUAAUGAUCAAGCUACAAAAACAGAGUGUACAGAGUAUACUGGAAGCAUUGAGAAUCAAACCACAAGAUAUCCUUUUUAACCGAGUGUUUGGAUGUGGCAUGCAGUGUCCAUUUUGUAAAGCACCAUGUGAGGCAGGUGGCAAGGCCCACACAGACCAUUUUGCCUCAGUACACCGGCCACAGGGUCUUGGCACAUAUAGGUUUUUACAUUCCAGAAAAUUAGAUACUGAUAUUUGCUCUUCACUUGUGUUCUGUGAAGGUUGUUUCUGUUGCUAUGAGACAGAUGAAGAAAACCACCCUUACAAAAAGUACCAAGAGAUUUAUCCAGACUGGCACAUUCCUGCAGAUCCCAGUAUCCAGGCCUCAGACUACUGGAAAUAUGUUAUGACUCAUUUCAACAAAAAGUUUGCCAAAGAGUACAAGGCUUUACCUGCAGAUAUCCCCCCAGCUUGGAAAAACAUCACAAAAGAACAGGCAGAAAAUAGCCUCAAAGAGUGUUUUAGCAUAAAAUGAGACUCCACCUGUCUCAAAGAGGGCAGUCUCAAUAUAUUUUCACAUAUAACUUUUCAUAAUAGUAGUGAGAGCAGAACUCAUUUAACCAAGACUUAAAAAUUAGGUUGAUGUUUUGGUUCCAGUUACACAACACUUGGCCUGUACUGUACUUCAAAUAAUAAGACAACACUACUUGAUAAAUUGAUUGUGUGAAUCACAUUGGAUGACAUUGUCACUGAUAACCGUGCUGUCUUAUUGAAGCUUUGCCUUCUUGUGACAAAGAUUGUUGGCCUUCUUGAUACUGUUUCAAGUAUUUGUUUAUCAUGUUUGUUUUUCUUCUUUUAUCUUUAUGAACAUUUAGUGUAUUUGAAGUAACUAAUCAUAUGUAGUCGAUUAUAUGAAUUCAAAUACCGUACUAAUAACUGAAUAUGUUUUGUAGGUUUUACUGGUGGUUUGGACCUUGCUUUAAAAUGAAAAAUGUUUGAUAGUUGUCUUUUGUUUAUGAUUGUUUUUCCUCACAAGAGCAUGGAUUAUUUUAACAUGUUCUAAUGUGGUUUAAGUUCUUUAUACUCACUUGUAUUUUAUGUAAUCAAGAAUUUGUCUAGUAGAAUAAUUCAAAUACCUCACUGGUAACAAACAUUCUAACGGUGGUUAGCCUUCUUGGGAUAAACCGACACAUUUUUGUUGUGUUUCUUUAGUUAUUCUUCUAAAGACAGAUUAUUUGAUUGUGCCUUAAUGUGGUGGAAUUGCUUUACAGCCACUUCUUCAAUUCGAUGUAAUCAAGCAUUUGUAGUCCACUAUGUAAUGUGAUUCAGGAUACGAUGAGAUGCAAAUACAGUGUAUGUAACUCUUAAUGAACACUUGCAUCCCACACAAGGAAAGCAUCAAAUAUUAUUUCCAUCUGUAUGAUUCUAAUGUUUCAUUCUAAUGAUUUGUAAUAUUCUGAAGAGACUUUGAACUGAAAAGCUUCCACGUUUUCACGUUGCAGAGGUUUAAUAAAGAGUCAAAAUCACCAACCUA